UUAUUAUUCAAGAUUCCAAAAGCAUGCAAGGAAAACAUAAAAUGAAAGCAAAAAUAUAAAUACAAGUAAAGUUAUAUAUAUACAUAUAUAUAUAUAUCCAAUAACAGUGCUAAAUCCAAGAUGUAUAUCCCUAUCACUUCACAGGCUGUUAAGAAAAUCCACAAGAAAACCGACAAUUUGGAGAUAGAUCCAAGCACCCCAUGUGAGAUUCUUCCUUUCCUUGGCCAUUAAACUCUUCCUCACUCACCGGUUGUCCUGCUUUCUUUGUUCUGCUUCUGCUCAAUCAAUCAAUCAUUCAUUCAUUUUCUCUGCUACUUUUUUCCUGAGAAAAAUUGUCCCCCAACUUUUCUGGGAUUUCUGGUUGCAAUCAUGUGGGAUUCCGAUGCUGAAUCCUUCGGAGGCCGAGAUUACGGCAAUGGAGUACUUAGCUCCACCAAAGCUGGUGUCAAGACUGAUGGGUUUGAGCUGAGAAGCCAUGACUGGCAUGUAACAACUGACAUUCCAAGUGAUUUCCUAGUACAGAUUGGAGAUUUUAAUUUUCACUUGCACAAGUAUCCCCUGCUUUCGCGGAGCGGGAAGAUGAAUAGACUGAUGUAUGAAUCACAAGAAUCCAACCUGAACAAAUUAGUCUUAGAUGAUCUACCUGGAGGGUCGGAGGCAUUUGAGUUAGCAGCUAAGUUCUGCUACGGAAUCGCGGUUGAUCUAACACCAACCAAUAUAUCUGGCCUUAGAUGUGCUGCAGAGUACCUAGAAAUGACUGAGGACCUUGAAGAAGGGAAUCUGAUAUUUAAAACUGAAGCAUUUCUCAGUUAUGUUGUUUUGUCGUCGUGGAGAGACUCGAUACAGGUGCUGAAAAGCUGCGAGAAGCUCUCCCCGUGGGCAGAAAACCUUCAAAUUGUCCGUAGAAGUAGUGAGUCCAUUGCUUGGAAAGCUUGUGCUAAUCCAAAAGGAAUAAGAUGGGGAUACACUGGAAGAAGUUCAAGAACUUCUAGUCCCAAAUGGAAUGAUAUGAAGGAUUCGAGCCCGAGUAGAAGUCAACCAGUACCUCCUGAUUGGUGGUUUGAAGAUGUUUCUAUGCUUAGGAUUGAUCACUUUGUUAGGGUCAUCACUGCAAUCAGAGUAAAGGGUAUGAGAUUUGAAUUGAUUGGUGCUUCAAUAAUGCAUUAUGCUACGAAAUGGCUUCCGGGUUUGAUCAAAGAUAGUACUCCAGUACCUUUUGAGGAAGGAAGCUUCAGGAGCAACAGUAAUAUCAGUAGUAAUAGUGUUUGGAAAGCCGGACUCCAUAUGAUUGUUGCCGGAACAAAAGAAGAUAUCUCAUCUGUUCAGGCCAAGGAUCAGCGAAUGAUCAUCGAAAGCCUUAUCAGCAUCAUUCCGCCACAGAAGGACAGUGUCUCCUGCAGCUUCCUGCUUCGGUUUUUGAGAAUGGCAAACAUGUUGAAAGUGGCACCUGCCUUGGUUACAGAAUUGGAGAAAAGAGUGGGGAUGCAAUUUGAACAGGCUACAUUGGCAGACCUUCUCAUUCCUUCUUACAAUAAAACUGAGAAUAUGUAUGAUGUGGAUCUUGUUCAGAGACUUCUAGAGCAUUUUCUGGUUCAAGAACAGAUGGAGAGCUCAAGUCCGAGCAGACAAUCGUUUUCUGAUAAACAUAUGUAUGAAGGGAUUCAGAUGAGCGGUUGUCCAAAUGCCAAAAUGAGAGUUGCAAGGCUUGUUGACAGCUACCUUACAGAGGUAGCCAGAGAUAGAAACCUAUCCUUGACAAAGUUCCAGGUGCUGGCAGAAGCUUUGCCUGAAUCUGCAAGGACUUGCGACGAUGGACUUUAUCGAGCAAUUGAUUCAUAUCUUAAGGCACAUCCGAUGCUCUCUGAGCACGAAAGGAAGCGCCUUUGUCGAGUGAUGGACUGCCAGAAACUCUCUAUUGAUGCCUGUAUGCAUGCUGCACAAAAUGAAAGGCUUCCAUUAAGAGUAGUGGUUCAAGUACUAUUUUCCGAGCAGGUAAAGAUAAGCAAUGCAUUAUCAAACGCCGCUCUCAAAGACACUGGCGACUCCCAGUAUCAGCCUCUGGCAUCGAACCGGAAAACGCUACUUGAAGGGACACCACAAUCAUUCCAGGAAGGGUGGGCAGCUGCAAAGAAGGACAUCAACACACUCAAAUUUGAACUUGAGACUACGAAGACUAAGUACCUUGAGCUCCAAAAUGAGAUGGAUAAUUUGCAGAGACAGUUUGAUAAGAUGACAAAGCAGAAACAUACAUCAGCAUGGACAACUGGGUGGAAGAAAUUGAGCAAACUUACUAAAAUGACAGCAUUGGAUAACCAUGACAUAGGACCUCAGCUUCCUACUGCAGCAGAGCAAACUACAAAGACACCAAGAAGAUGGAGGAAUUCGAUAUCGUAAGAUGUUUGCUGUGUCUAUUUCUUUUUCUUUCCAGAAACCACCUUGGAAGAUACUUAGAUUAAGAAAAAUUUGCCACUCAAAUGUGAAUUUAUGUCAUUAGAGAGUUUUCUUCUAAUAUAUUGCAUGUCUAGUUUGUUUUUCCAUGAUGAAACCAGGACUAACUGCAAAAUUCUGCAGACUGUGAUGGAAAAAUGUUGGAUGAUUGACAGAUAUUUAUCAUUAUAUUAAUACAUUCGGGCCUAAGAUGUAGUCCAGAGGCCCAUUAGGCUUUUGACGUGGGCCUAAAAUAUAGUUUGGAAACACGUCUGAUAUCAAGAAUGCAUGAAACAUAAAUAUAUAUAUAUAUGUUUGUUAAAAGUCACAGCAGACGUCAGAUACUUGCAUUAACAUGGCAUACUCAGAUACGUUUGUUUGUUAAAAGUCACAGCAGACGUCGGCAAUACUAACAAAGAUAUCAUGUCGACGGCUACACAAGUUAUUUCCAGCA
This is a messenger RNA of Tripterygium wilfordii, 2881 nucleotides long. RefSeq names its product root phototropism protein 3-like. Gene Ontology annotation, molecular function: protein binding. The coding region runs from base 370 to 2394 and encodes 674 amino acids. The transcript has 4 exons. NCBI's taxonomy places the organism in Eukaryota, Viridiplantae, Streptophyta, Magnoliopsida, Celastrales, Celastraceae. The record is from RefSeq and is a predicted model, not a curated record.